CUACUGUGUCGCCACGGCAAUUCUUGUUAGGGUUCCUUCGGCCGAUCUGAUGAUUGCUAAGAACAAAAUCCAUGGAGGUAUUAUCGGGGUAGAAGUAGCAGAAGCCACAAUUGUAUUUCAUUAUCGUCUUUCUCCUUAAGACCGCCUGCAGAAAGGUUACUAUUCCAGUCGGUUUGACAAGAAGACUGACCUCGUAGGGAACAACGGUGAACUGUAGCGGUGAAUAUUUCAAUUCAUUUUUUUUUUGGAGUUGCCGUAGCCUCAGGAAAUGGAGAUUGGGUGGCCCACCUUAUCCGGUCUUCUCUAAAGUGAGAAGUUUUCAAUGACGGCCUCUCAUAUUUUGGAAUAUUUUUCUCUUGCUCACCUCCAUGGCGUUGCUUAAGAACUCGGCUGCACUUUACAAAGGCCUCUUCUUUAACACCUCCGCUUCUUCUAAUCAGUUGGUAUUGCAAUGCCCUGCAUGCUUCCCUGUGUACUAUUAUAGGAGGCGAAAUUAUUCUCCGCAGGCGAGGGCAGAGGUCUCUCCGUCAACCGAACAAGGUUGUUUCUUGGAGAGACUCAGGAGGCGUCAGGUGCUUUCACUAGGAGCAAUGGCUGCCUGCAUUCCACUUUACCAGGCCAAUCCUGCAUCUCUUGCAGCAGAGGUAAAAAAAGGAUUUCAAUUUGUCUCAGAUACGAAGGAUGGAUACUCGUUCCUGUAUCCUUUUGGAUGGCAGGAAGUUGUUGUCCAAGGUCAGGACAAGGUUUUUAAAGACGUGAUUGAACCCUUAGAAAGUGUCAGCGUUAACAUGGUCCCAACUAGCAAACAAGAUGUCCGAGAGCUUGGAUCUCCACAAGAGGUUGCUGAUGCUUUGAUAAAAAGGGUGUUGGCUCCACCCUCACAGAAAAUAAAGUUGGUGGAGGCAUCAGAGCAUGAUGCGGAUGGGAAAGCAUAUUACACGUUCGAGUUUACAGCUCAAGCACCAAACUUCACCAGACAUGCUCUCGGUGCAAUUGUUAUUGCAAAUGGCAAGUUCUACACCCUGACUACUGGUGCUAAUGAGAGAAGAUGGGAGAAGAUGAAAGAUAGGUUGCAUACUGUUGUAGAUUCCUUCAAAAUCGAUAAAUUAUAGUGAGUGACAUUAUUGCUGCAACUGAGAAAGAAGCUUUGGCUCUGCCACCACAACAGAUUUUUUUCUCUGCUUCAUUGUUUUAUUCAACAAAUGAUCUUCUCAUCCAACCAUCAUCCCUAUUUGAUGCAGCCUACAUUGAAAUAUUGCUUGUAUUUCUCUGUUUAUUUAUGAUCACUGGCAUGAAUACUUUACAGGACUCGUUUCUGUAAGAACUCCAUCAAUCACACAAUCUUAUUGUUUAUGGCUCCGGGAUUGGAGGCUGGAGU
Molecule: messenger RNA, 1378 nt
Organism: Dendrobium catenatum
Lineage: Eukaryota; Viridiplantae; Streptophyta; Magnoliopsida; Asparagales; Orchidaceae
Product: psbP-like protein 1, chloroplastic
Exons: 8
Coding region: 369-1112 (247 amino acids)
Biological process (GO): photosynthesis
Cellular component (GO): extrinsic component of membrane; photosystem II; photosystem II oxygen evolving complex
Molecular function (GO): calcium ion binding
Source: RefSeq, a predicted model, not a curated record